AUGGGAGAUGCUGAAAUGGGCAAGAAGAUCUUUAUUCAAAAAUGUGUUCAGUGCCACACAGUGGAAAAAGGUGGAAAACACAAAACUGUUCCAAAUCUCUGGGACUUUUUUGGCCGAAAAACAGGACAAGCACCGGGAUUUUCUUACUCAGGUGCAAACAAAAACAAAGGUGUUAUCUGGGGAGAGGAAACUCUGAAGGAAUAUUUGGAAAACCCAAAGAAAUAUAUCCCUGGAACUAAAAUGGUAUUUGCUGGUCUUAAAAAGGAGAGUGAGAGAGAAGAUCUUAUUCAGUAUUUGAAAUGGGCAACAUCUUCAUGA
This is a messenger RNA of Manis pentadactyla (Chinese pangolin), 318 nucleotides long. RefSeq names its product cytochrome c, testis-specific. Gene Ontology annotation, molecular function: electron transfer activity; heme binding. Gene Ontology annotation, cellular component: mitochondrial intermembrane space. The coding region runs from base 1 to 318 and encodes 105 amino acids. Lineage: Eukaryota; Metazoa; Chordata; Mammalia; Pholidota; Manidae. Gene Ontology annotation, biological process: mitochondrial electron transport, cytochrome c to oxygen; mitochondrial electron transport, ubiquinol to cytochrome c. The record is from RefSeq and is a predicted model, not a curated record. The transcript is spliced from 2 exons.